Molecule: messenger RNA, 3692 nt
Organism: Cuscuta campestris
Lineage: Eukaryota; Viridiplantae; Streptophyta; Magnoliopsida; Solanales; Convolvulaceae
Source: the annotation of a GenBank genome assembly
AUACGUAUUCUUGUCAAAUAUACUGAUAUAUAAGCGUAUUUUUUUUACCUUGCCGUAUUCCCGAUUUUUUCCCGUAUAAAAUAGUCUGAAUACUCAAUAGUCAUUAAAAACCCUACUCUUCUUUGAUCGAGAGAGUCGAGACUUCGACUAUCUACUGCUAUCUCUGUCUCCUAGACUUCGACUCCGUCAAUCCGUCGGCCGUCGCUGCAGCCUGCAAUUCAAUCUGUCGCUGCCUGCAAUUCCAUCGCCAUCCAGCCGCCCGUCUGUGUUCUCACUUCUCUUAAGAAGGACAACGUGAAACGACUUCGUUUCACUAAAUAGGUCCUGAUCGACUUAGAAAGGAGGGAGGGCGAAAACCUAGUCACAUUCCGAUCCACUCGCCGACCACCACCGCGCCACCCGGUCACAAAGUGACUUCCCAGUGGUGCGCUGGCUACAGUGACGGUCGGCACAGCCAUUCCACCACAAUCUACCGUCCAUAUUUCCUAAUCUUUAAUAUAAAAGACAAUCCUCCCCUUCAGGGCAUUUCUCCCUCAAAAACAAGAAAACAUCAGGAAAACCUGUCUGGCUUUAAUGUCAGACUAACUCUGCAGGCUGUGCAGUGGUCAGCGAGCAAAUUAAUGAAUGCUCCAUGCAUGAAAGAAUGCUCUGAAUCCACAAUAAUCACAGUUAAAAAACAAUUAAGACUGCCUCUGCUAUGGAGUUUUCAGAAGACUGGAAGUCCCUAUGGCCAGUAUCCUUUUCCUUCUGCCCCCCGCUCCUUGUCCCAAACAAAGCAUCAUCCUCUUCCAAGCGCAGGUGUCUCGAGAAAAGCCCUUCCAUCCCUUCAAUUGGACCUCUAAUCUUCAAUCCGUGCCGGGAAACCCUAAUUGGCCUUCUGAACUCCCCUUCCCUUUCCCCUCGCCUCCCUCCUCCAUAUCCUGACUUCACCCUUCACAGAUUUCUCUUCACUUCAACUACCAUCAAUCAUUCUACUGCCUCUAGCAUUGCUUCAGAUAUGGGACCUCCGCUGGAUCCUGGCCAUGCCCACAACUACAAUGCUCUACAACUGCUUCCUUGCCCGAUCCAAAAAGAUGGUGAUGGUGAUGGUGAUGGUGAUGGUGAUGCUGAUGCUAGGGUUCUUGCUUUUUUCCCCACCGGAGAUAAUUAUGACCAGAUAGGGUUUGCUAUGCUCACUUUGAAUGAUUCUGGAUCUAUGAGUGUCAGGGAGUUCAAGGAUGGGAGAGAUAUCUGUGUGCAUAGUCGUAGGCUGUAUCAUCGAAUCUCGAGAUUAUUGGUGAACGCCGUUGCUGAUUUUGAUGUAUUUAGCACCUCUUCACACAGUGGUAAUUGUUUUGGGUAUAUCAUGGCUUGCACAAUGUAUUCUGUGCAUUGGUUUAGUGUGAAGAUGCCGGAAGGGGGCUUUGAAAGUACACUCUUAGAUUAUUUGGGCCAUGUCGGUGUUAAGUUGUUUCAGGGUUCUGCUGUUGUUCAUGCCUGUUGGAGUCCACAUUUGAGUGAAGAGUGUGUAGUUCUGCUUGAAAGCGGGAAACUCUUCCUGUUUGAUAUGAGUUGUUGGCUGAAAAGUGGUGGGAAUGCAUUAAACAGACAAGGGAAAAAGCUGUGUGUUCCCUGGGGCGAUUUGAUUCAGAAUGGGAAGUGGGUGGGUUGUGAAUUCAGUUGGCACCCUAGAAUUUUGGUUGUUGCUCAUUCUAGUACAGUUUUCCUGGUUGAUUUGAGGUUCGACGAGCAUAAAGUUUGCACUCUACUAAAGGUUGGGUUCUUAUCUAUGGGGACAUGUGAUAGAUUUGUUGCCCUGUCUAGGCCAGAUUCUAGUGGCUUUUGUUUUGCUGCUGCUUCCAACAGCUUGCUGAUACUUUGCGAUGUAAGAAAGCCCUCCAUGCCAGUGCUACAAUGGGCCCACGCUAUCCAAAACCCCGAAUACAUCACUAUCUUUAAAUUAUCUAAGUUGAGACCAAUUAUCAAUGACGAUGAUUUCCAGUGGGCAUCUGAAUCUGGCCACUGCAUUUUAUUGGGUUCGUUUUGGAACUGUGGAUUUAGUAUUUUCUUUUAUGGGCCACCAGAUGGUAGGAGAGGACCAUCGGUUCUUUCAACAGCCUGCAAUGCCUUCUAUUCAUGGGGCCUCCCCUCAGAAUUUUCUUUGUCUGGCCGUGAUUGUUUUUGUGGAAGUUGUCUUAUGAGAGGAGAUCUCCUCAAAGAUCUUCUCCCUGAUUGGAUUGAUUGGAAACAGAAAAAAGACAUUGUUUUGGGGUUUGGGAUUCUUGAUAAUGAUCCUAAUGUUAACUGCAACAAGUCUCUUGGGUUCUCUCUUAUUAGGUUAAUGUCCUCUGGCAAACUAGAAGCUCAAAGAUACACUGCAGAUUGGGUAUUUAAUAAUAAUGCGUGCAAAGAAGCCCACAAACUGUCAAAAUCCGGUUGCACCGAGGACAAUUUUUUGUAUGAUGAUGCAGGCAAUAGUGGUGAGCUUGAGUUGCGUAAGCAUGGUUAUCUGAAAAUGGACUUUCUUAAAGAGUAUCUGUAUGGUAAUCUUACUAUGCUUGUUGACAGGAGGCAAAUAAAUCUUCAGAAAUAUGCCGAGCAAAAUCAGUCAAAGUUCCAUCAUGAAAUAUGUGAGAACAUGAAGGCACGUGGCAUCACUGCACUGAGAUCACUGCAAGGUAUUCCAGCAAUGAUAAAAACUGCCACCUUUCCUACUAGCUUUAGUGAGAUCACUAUGAAAAGCAUUUGGUCCAGUUUGCCUAUGAAUCUCCUUGCCUUGACUGCUUCCUCAGCUUCUUCUGACGGGGUUGAUAUUUUUUCAGAUAGAAAUCCAUAUCCUUUUCCUUUUCAGAAAACCCCAUCAUCAUCGGAAGAAGUGCAGUCUUCUUCUGAUGCUUUUGUAAGCCCAGUCCUUCCUACUCAUUUUCUGAUUGUUCUUCGUAACCAGGGAAUGGAAGAAAGUGAUAUUUUACCAGUUGAUGAUGAAUUUCAACGUGAAUGUGGUAAAGUAAUGGAAGAAGCAUGUGCAAUGCAAUCUGCUGAACCUCUGAACGGAAAAAUUGCUUCACUAGCUGAUGAUACAGAUGAUAUUUUAAAUGCGGUUGAAAACCUGAAUAUUUUGGGUAUACACAGACCUACUUUUUCUUCAGGCGAUGCGGCACUAGAGAAAUCUGAUGAACAUAAAAUGUAUGAAACCUUUGUUUACCUGAAACACGGGGAAGAGGAGCUGAUAGGAGGAGCAACACUAUUUGAUGAGGGAUGCCCCAUGGAGUUGAAUUUUGGUAGUAGUAAUUUUGACUUGACAUCGAAGGAGCUGGAUUUGUUUCAGCAGUUGAAGAGGCAAGGCAUGCAUUUCCAAAAACAAUUCCAACUAUAUCAAGAAUAUCUGAACACCGAGUUGACUAGCUAAUCUUUUUGUCGUUUCAAGAGCUGUCCUUGAAUCCCUCCAGAAUAGGAAUACAUGGAGAAGUCUCAAGUAAUAUAAGUGUUUCUUUGUGUUUCCCGUGCUCUUCUCCAUAUGUCAACGCUAGCAUCUUAAAUUAUAUGUUACUGUCUUCCUAGAAGAACCUAAGAUGAUGCGUGAACAACAGAGGAAGGAAAGGCAUGAAGUGGAAAGUAAAAAAAGUAGUCAGGUUGUAUUAGAAGGAAAGUCAAACUGUUCAGAGGUCUUUAUCAGAAGGUAUGCUAUAUAAUCAGAAGACAUGAUGAAAAGG